AUGCCGCUCAAAGUGCUCAUUGUGGGCGCAGGCGUUGCUGGCCCAGCACUUGCAUCGCUUUUGCAGGGUUCGGACCCAAGUCGCAACAUCACAGUUGUGGAGCGAAACCCCUCGCUCCGGACGGCAGGACAACAGAUUGAUCUGAAGAACCAGGCGGUCCCGAUCUUGAAGAGGAUGGGUCUUUUUCAAAUACUCAAAGCGUACUGCGUCAAUGAGACUGGUCUCGAGGUCGUGAACACAAAUGACCGAGUUAUCGCUCAGUUUGGCAUUAGCCCAUCUGGUCAGAGGCGGCGUACUCUGACGAGUGAGUACGAGCUCAUGCGUGGCGAUGUGGUCAGAAUUCUAUAUGAAGGCAGUCUCAAGCAGCACGAAAAACUGAAAGAGGAGGUUGCCAAUAAGGGAGCUUUGACAUAUGAAUUUGCUAGUACAGUGGAGCGACUUAGGCAGGAUGAGGAUGGGGUGGAUGUCACUUUCUCGAAUGGAAAUCAGGAACGAUAUGAUCUUGUCGUUGCCGCGGAUGGGCAGUCGUCACGGACAAGACGCCUUGCUUUUGGGAGGGAGGAAAGCGAUGCGGCUUUCAAAUCAAUAGGUGUUUAUGCUGCAUACUACAGCAUACCGAAAGUCGAAGGUGAAGGGUCACUCGCGAAGGCGUACAUGGCUGUGGGAGGCAGGAUGAUCGUGACGAGAAACAGUGAUCGACCGAUGACCCAGGUGUUACUGUUCACGAUGAAGGAUAUCGAGAAGUUGAGAUCAGCUUAUAAUGAGUCACUGGAGAAACAGAAGGAAGCGGUUUCAGAGAACUUUAGGGAUGCUGGCUGGCAGACGAGCCGACUCUUGAGCGGCAUGACCACUUCUAAGGACUUCUACUCGCACGAGAUGGGCCAGAUCAAGAUCCAGCAGCUGUAUAAGGGCCGGGUCGUGCUCAUUGGAGACGCAGGAUACUGCCCAACCCCUUUCACAGGCAUGGGUGUCACAGGUUGCCUUAUUGGUGCGUACGUACUCGCUGGAGAACUUACGAGACAUGGGAACGACGUGGCCGGUGCACUCAAGGCGUACAACGAGGUCAUGCGCAAGCCGAUUGAGGAGAUUCAGCAAUUUUCCAUGAAAACCAUGAGUUUAUUCUUCCCUUCUUCACAGUUGGGGCUUUGGAGUCUACGUUCGGUCCUGUGGGUGGCGUCCAGGCUCGAACGGUAUGCUUACAAAGGGCGAACACAGGACGACCCCUACUGCGGGCUUCCAGACUACUCUGAGCUGAACUUGAAGUCGGAUUCUGCUCUGUGA
Molecule: messenger RNA, 1281 nt
Organism: Exophiala aquamarina CBS 119918
Lineage: Eukaryota; Fungi; Ascomycota; Eurotiomycetes; Chaetothyriales; Herpotrichiellaceae
Exons: 1
Coding region: 1-1281 (426 amino acids)
Molecular function (GO): FAD binding
Source: RefSeq, a predicted model, not a curated record